AGCUCUUUAACAGUAUGCUUAUGAAUGUAGAAUGAAUGACAAAGGUGGGAGAAGCAUGCUCUCUUUCAGGCAGUAAUGAAUGAAGACUGUUUACGGAUUUCGAGAGAUGUUACAGCAAAACGAUACUAUGCAUGAGAUGACCAUGACUCAGAUCAGCGUGGCGGCCACCAACUGCAACCUGACCUACUUUGAUGACCGCGUGCCCCUGGUCGUGCUUUACAGUGUGGUACUGAUUAUCGGGCUGCCCGCCAAUAUAAUUACUGUCUACCUGACCUUCCUCCAGGUGCGCCGCAAAAAUGUCCUGGGCAUCUAUCUGUUGAGCCUGUCCGUGUGCGACCUCAUCUACCUCUGCACCCUGCCCAUGUGGGCCGACUACGCGAACAUGGGCCACCAGUGGCGCUGGAGCUCCAUGGCCUGCAAGGUGACGGGCUACUUCUUCUUCAACAACAUGUACAUCAGCAUCUUCCUGCUGUGCUGUGUCUCCAGCGACCGGUAUGUGGCCGUGGUCUACGCCGUGGAGUCGCGCGGCCUUCGCCAGCAGAGGCUGGCAGUUGCGGUUACCAUGGUAAUCGUCUUGGUGGUGUUCAUGGGCCACGUGCCAGUUUUUACCAUGAUGGAGGGCAAAGUGGUAGAGAAGAAAUGCUUCGAGCCGGGCCAGAGCACGCUCACGGUGACGGGUUUCAACUACGCACGCUUCGUCAUUGGCUUCUUGGCCCCGCUGGUCGUGCUGGUGGUCACCAACCGUGCCAUCCUGGCCAGCGUGCAGGCCAGCACGGGGCUACAGCCGUGCCAGAAGGAGCGGGUGCGCUACUUGGCGAUUGCCGUGGUUAUCCUCUUCCUGGUGUGCUUCGCGCCGUACCACAUCAUCCUGCUGCUGCGCGCUGUCACCUUCCACAUCCCCAAGCUGCAGAAGACAUGCGACUUCGAGGAAAGAAUCUACACCCCUUACACUAUCUCUUUGGGCCUGUCCACCUUAAACAGCGCCAUCAACCCCAUCCUCUACGUGCUCUCCAGCGACAACAUUCGCAAGGAGCUGCGUCGCGGCCUGAAAUACCUCCGGGGGCGGGCCACCCUGCAGCCGCGUUCCACUGACAGUAGCCAGCACAAGAUGCACAACUCCAAGAACUCGUCAGAAGUGGCGGCCGCCAUACUGGUUGUGGCGAAGCAUGACAGAGGAAGGGUAAGGGUUUGAUAUGUGAGCCAGAGUGGAAUGCAGAUAUGACUGCUGAAGGAAGUCUGGGAUGGUGACUUGCAGGUACUCUGGAAUAUUAAACAAACUCAGCAUAGAGCCAGGUGGAACCCCAAACAUAGCAAGAGCAAUGGGAGACAAUGUAUUCCAGCCAUCCCAGAAACUGACUGGAAUGUAUAUGAUUGAAAUGUGUCAAGCAGGACUUCAACCCCACUUUAAGUUCAUUUCUGCCUAAUUGUUUGCUGUUCGUCUCCGGUUGAAGAAAUUGGGUCAUUCCUGCUAUGCGGUACCUUUUGGACCUCAUAACUUUUGUAUUCUUUUUUUAGUAUUCUAUUUUUUGUAUUCUAUUUUUUGUAUUCUAUUUUUAGUAUUCUAUUUUUAGUAUUCUAUUUUUUGUAUUCUAUUUUUUGUAUUCUAUUUUUAGUAUUCUAUUUUUAGUGUACUAUCAGAAAAAGGGAAACAUACAGGUCAAGCUCAGGCACUUACAUUUUUUUUAGGUGCAUAAUCAUAACAGGGUGGAACAUAACAGGGUGGAACAUAAGAAGGUGGAAAUGUGGAGCCUAUAUUAGUCAUAGUGCUGGGAGUGAGCAAGAUUGAGCUAGCAUAAUGGUGAACCAUUGAACAGGAUUUUAAAUUAUCUUAUCAAACAUUUUAACAUUUGUAAAUGUUUUGAUUUGCUCUAAUUUAGCCUAACCGGGUGGAAAUGUAUGAGUGGGACAUGCAGACUAUGAAUAUUUAUUUAGCUGUGCACCAUUGUUUUCCCACCAAAGAAAUGAUGUCUCUUCCUAAAUAUGGUGUCAUUGUAGGGAGGGGUUGUUUUCUUAAGUGGAGAAUUGCGACAAACUAACAGGAUGGAAAGUGAUAUCAGGGACACACAGAAAUAAAUAAAAUGAUAAAUAAUCAUGAAAAAAACGUUAUUUUAUGGCUAAUAUUUCUCAUGGAAGUUGAUUUAUAACAACCGGGGACAAAAAAUACCUACAUCUACUGAAGAAAAGUGUUCAAAAUGCAUAGAAUUCCCUUUCAAUAUCCUUAUGUUUGUGUUUUUAAGGUAAAGGACACCUGACUUUAUAUUUAAAGCCUUUUAGAAUCCACAUUUUACACGGAAUAAGAAGUAAUAUACUGAAUCCUGGGGACAGAAAAUGCACCACAUAUGGAUGUAGGAAUUACCCAAUUGUCAAUGUUUGCCAAAUUCAGCAUUUAUUUUAUUUAUUUGUGUUAUUUGUGUCCAUGUGAAAGUAUGUAGAAAUAAUGUAGAAAUGAGAAACAGAUUUUCUAUUAAUGGAAAAUUGUGUUUUCCUUUGGACAAACAGUAGUUGUUAAAGAAAUUGUGCAAAAUAUGAUACGCUGCAAUACAUAUUAUACAUAUAUUGUGUUUGUCUCUAGAAACAUAGGUGAUUUCACAGUAGAUGAGACAUAGAUCAACAGCAUGCUCUUACAGUUGAUUUUAUUUUGAAAACUAAAAUGUUCAGUGUUUGUCGUGUUUUUGGUGUUGUGUUUUGCAACAUGAAGAUAUCAUCUUUUAUAUACGUUUAGUGUUUUUCAUCCUAUGUUGCAGACCUUUUUAAAAGUUUGUAAAAAGCAAAGGCAUUUCAUCUCGAUGAGUAUUAUUUAUACAGUUUUACUGUACAUUUUUAAAUAAACAUUUGAAGAUAAAUGUGACAUUUCAGUUUCUUUAUUGAAGUGGAAGUCUGUCCAGAUGUAUCUUGCUCCUACAGGUGAGAUGUGAGUUUCACACUAUGACAGGAACAAACAAAGAGUCCGAAUGCAUCGGCACUUCGAAGUAUUGACACAAA
Oncorhynchus gorbuscha (pink salmon) is the source of this 2982-nucleotide messenger RNA. Its product is annotated as probable G-protein coupled receptor 132. The record is from RefSeq and is a predicted model, not a curated record. Lineage: Eukaryota; Metazoa; Chordata; Actinopteri; Salmoniformes; Salmonidae. The transcript is spliced from 2 exons. Gene Ontology annotation, molecular function: G protein-coupled receptor activity. The coding region runs from base 80 to 1192 and encodes 370 amino acids. Gene Ontology annotation, biological process: G protein-coupled receptor signaling pathway; G1/S transition of mitotic cell cycle; negative regulation of G2/M transition of mitotic cell cycle. Gene Ontology annotation, cellular component: membrane.